AUAAUUAAAAUGAAAAUAUUUUUGAAAAAUGAGUAGACAUUCGUGAGGGACGCCAUUUUAAAUUGUUAAAUGAAUAGGGUAAAAGAGAGAUAACAAAUAGCAAAUGUUUGUGUGUUGAAGAAAGAUAGUGCUAUAAAAAAAGGGAGAAAAUAUAUGAGCAACGUCGUAAGUUGGCGUCGUGAGAGCCCCAAGAUGUCCGGAUCAUUUAGCAGCUGAAUUUUACUCUGAGCUGUGUCUUUGCACCAGGUCAUUAUUAUCAUUAUCAUCAUUAAAUUUAUUUAUUUAUUUAUUACAUUGUUUAAAUAAAUAUUAUAUCAUUAUUUUUGACAAGUACAGAUAUAUUUUUUUAUUGUUUAUCUACUAAUAAAUAUCUAAAAUAAUAUUUUAUUACUUGACGCGAAUGUUGAUUGAUUGCUUGUAUGGUGUUAAAAAUUUGACUUGAUUGAUAAUUAAUAAUCAUCAAGUGAUUGAUUGACUUGAUUUUUGUUGAAAUUUAUAAAUUUUUUUGAUGUAAAAAUGUCAAGUGAUAGUGAAAAUAUGUCAAGACCAUCAAAACGUCGUAAAUAUGUCUUAGAAAGUGACAGUAGUAGCGACAAUGAUGAUUCAGAUAUUGUUGAAUCAACAAAUGGCAAACGUCAUGUAAAAAAAAUACAAAGUGAUUCUGAUAAUAUCACAACUGAUGAUGACAGUGAUGUUAAACCACCAUCAAAACGUAAACCCAAUAUUAUUGAAAUUGAAGAUUCAGAUUUUGACAGUGAUGUAUCAUCAUCACAAUUGAUUGAAAGUGAUUCUGAUGAUUGGCAAUCAGACUGGCAAAGUUCACAUGAAUCUGAUGAUGAUGAUGAAGUUGUACCUAAAAAAUCACAUGUUAAAAAAAAUGAAUCAACAAUGAGAAGUACUGAAAAAAUAGUAAUAUCUGAUUCAGAAUCAAAUGAUUCAACCAAUGAAAAUACUGAAAAAUGUCCAAUUUGUUUGUUACCAUUUAAAAAACAACAAGUUGCAACACCAUCAACAUGUGAUCAUUGUUUUUGCUUAUUAUGUUUAAAUGAAUGGAGCAAAAAUGUAAAUACCUGUCCAGUUGAUCGUAAAGAAUUUUCAUCAAUGAUUGUUAAAUUACAUUUCAAUGGUAAAAUAAUAAAUAAUUUACCAGUUGAAAAAAAAAAUAGUAUUGAUGUUGAAAUACAAGAAGAUCCAACAUAUUGUGAAGUGUGCCAUCUUUGUGAUCGUGAAGAUCGUAUGUUAUUAUGUGAUGGUUGCGAUCUGGGUUAUCAUCUUGAGUGUCUUAAUCCACCAAUGGAACAAGUACCAAUGGAUGAAUGGUUUUGUCAAGAUUGUACACAAUCAAAUCAAUCAAAUAUGGCUGAAUCGAUUGAAAUGGAUUAUGAUGAAUUACCUGAUAUAAUGGCAGAAGCUCGUAAUCUUGGUGUAAGCUAUGGACGUACAAGAACAGGUUUACCACGUGAAAUUGAUUUAACUAUUGGAUUAUUUGGUUCUCAUCAACGUGCUUCAUCAUCAUUACAUUCACGUAUUGUACCACGAACACGUCAAACUGAACGUGUACGUGCAAAUAUACGCGAACAAGUACGUAGAAGUACACGUGCAACAACAUUUGAUCCUGAUCAACCAUCAACAUCAUCUGGUAUUGAUUCAAUAUCAGAAAAUAGUAGCAAUUCACGUGCAGUACCAUCAACAUCACGUGGUCGUGUUGCUGCUGCUGAUGCUGCUGCUGCUGCUACUCGUCGUUCUAAGCGUAUUAGUAAAACUAAAAAACCAAGAACACGUAAAACAAGAAAAAAACGUACAACUAGAAAAAAUAAAUCUAAUGGUGAUGAUGAUGGUGAUACUGUUAUGCAUGAAGUACGAAUUAGAGAAAUUAAUGCUGAUGGUGUUGAAGAAGAAACUGUAACAUAUGUCAAAAUUAAAAAAUCAACAACAACUAGACGGAAGUCUAAGCGUACUAAAAGAACGCGCAAGAAAAGAAAAUCAGGUCGACAACGUCGUCUUUGCGGCUUGGUAACAGCAAAAUCAGUUAAAAAACGUUUAGCAUUGGCACUGGGUAUGAUGAAUAGAAACACAAGUGUUCCUUCAUUAUCUGGUCCAGCAGUUAAACAUCGUCCAGUUUUAUCUGAUCAUGUUGUUUUAACAAAUUCACGAUAUCGUGCUGGAAUAACUCGAGUCAGUUUAUUUGGAAAUGAUCUUGGUCUUGGUUACAGUCCACCUCAAUCUGACAGCGAGACAAUCAAUGAGGAAGGUGGUGGUGGUAUUGGUGGUCCUGGUUUGGCUUCAGGUCCUUUAGUUAGUGUUCAACCACGUAGAUUACCGCUAUUAUCAAAUCGUAAUCGUUUGGCACUUAAAUCUGGUAUACAAAAUAUUCAAACACAGCCACAACCAGUUGUCGAUUUAUUAUCAUCAAUAAUAAAUAGUCAAAAGUUUUGGCAUUCAAAAACAAAAGAUAAAGUUACACUUAAAGCUGAUGGAACAUUUCUUUUACCUGAAGAAUCAAAUAAUAAUAAUAAUAUUAAUAAUAAUAGUAAGGAAAAAAACAAUUUAUCUAGUAUAUUUAGUCCGAAAAAAGAUAAACCAAUAAUUGAUAAUAACAGUAUUAAUUCUCCUAAUCUUACAUCAAAUCCAAUUGAUUUAAAUAAUGUAAAUUCAAAUGAUAUUAUUACACAAGCACCAAUGUACAAUGGUUCACGAGGAGGAGGUGGAAAUGGUGGUAAUUUUCGAGGUAAUUAUCGUGAUGGAAAUAGACAUAGUUAUGGUGGAGGUGGUGGAGGAGGUGGUGGUCAUAACUAUGGUGUUCGUGAUUCAUCAAAUACUGGCAAUGGUGGUCGUCAUUCUUAUGGUGGUGGAAUGAGAGGAGGUGGUGGUGGUGGUGGUCCACGUGAUUUUGGACCAUCUCCAUUAAUGGAUUAUUCACAAAAUUUUGGUAUGCCUUUUCGUGGACGAAAUCCACAAAAUUUUAGACAUGAUAAUCGUAAUCGUAUGAUGCCACCAUCUGGUGUUGGAAGAGGUUUAUUUAGACCAAUGGAUAAUAUACAAAAUCCAAUAUUUCCAAUAAAUCCAUUGGGACUACAGCCCCCUCCACCUCCACCACCCUUGCCAUCGUCAUCAUCAUCAUCAUCAUCAGUAACACAAAAUCAAACUCAAUUAUCAACAACUCCAACACCAACAAAUCAAAUUACAGAUAAUUCUUUACAAACAACGACUAGUACUACUACAUCAACUACGCCGACGACAUCAUCAUCAUCAUCAUCAUCAGAUAAUAAUACAACACAAGAAGAAGUUAAUCCAUCGUCUGUUGUACCAAAUGAAAAUGAUGAUACUUGUAAAAAAUCAACAGUUGCUGAUAAUAAUAAUGAUAAAGAGGAUGAUAAUGAGAGUUGUAAAAAUAAUCAAGUAGAAAAAGAAAAAGACUGUAGUAAUACUCAAUCAGAUAAUGAAAAAACUGAAGAGAAAAAUGAUUCAGUUAAAAAUAUUGAUGAUGAUAAUAAUAAAAAAGAUUCUUCAGAUGAAUUACUUCCACCACCAGAACCACCAUCAGAAUUAUUAGAUUUUGAAGAAAAAAGUGAUAAAGAAGAAGAAGAAGAAAGUGAUGAUGGUGAAGAACUUGUUAUUGAUGAUGCACCACGUGAAAAUAAUGAAAAAUGUGAAGAUAGUAAAAAAAAUAAUGACAAGUAUGAUCCAUUUGCUGAUGGUGAUGAUAGUGAAAGUAAUGAAAGUCAUAGUGAUUUUAAAAAAUCAAUAAAAAAUAAAAAAAAUAAUAAAACAACACCACUUGUACCACCACCAGAACCACCAAUAUUUCCACUUGAUAAUUUACACAAUGAUAUUAAAUAUGGUGAUAAUGAUGAUGAUGAUGAUGAAAAUGAUAAUUCACAAUCAGAUUGUCCAAAUUUUUCAAUAUAUUCAUCUGAAACAAUGGAUCUUGCACGACAUACUGAACAAGAAUUAUCACAACAAAUUGGACCACUUGAACCACCACCAUUACCACCAAUAAUACCAGAUGAUGAUGAUAUUAUUGUUGCUGAUGUACAAGCAUGUGAUUUAUCAGAUAUACCAGAACCAAUUGAUCCAUAUGUUGAAUCAUUACAAAAAGAAAGACGUCAAUUAAGUAAAAUACCAUCUAAAAAAAUAUCAACUGAUACUAGAGGUAAAAUACAAUUUAAAAUUGGCAAUAAAUUUAAAUUAAAUAAUAAAAUAAGUUCAUUGUAUGAUGAAAUUGAUGAAAAUAUUAAUACUCUAAUACAACAAGAAAAAAUUGAUGAAGAAACAAAUCCAUCAACAACACCACCACCGAUUGUUAAUGAUGAUAAUGAUGAUGAUGAUGAUAAAGCAAAAUUAAAUCCAUCAACAAGUAAUAUUGAUGAUUGUAAAAUUAAUAAAGACAAUGAAGUAACUAAUAGUAAUAAUGAUGAUGAUAAUGCUGAUGCUGCUGAUGAUGAUGACGAUGAUGAUAUUGGUGGUAUAAUUGAUGAAGAUAAAGAUGAUAAUGAUAAACAAUCACGAGAAAGUUUAGUAGAUAAAGCUAGUAGAAUCAAGGAAAUGCUUAGAAAAAUUAAUAUUGAAAAUAAAACAUUAGAUGAUUGUAAUAAAAAUGAUGGAGAUGAUGAUGAAGUAAAAAAUAAUAAUUUAAUUGAUGAUAGUUUGUCUUCCAAGACUGAUGAAGAUGCAGAAUCUUCAAAAGCACAAUCAGAUGUAUCUAAAAUUGAUGAUAAUACACCAGAUUUAUCAAUGGAUGGUUUUGAUGAUAAAAAACUUGAGAAAUCAGAUGAUUUUGAGCUUGAAAAAAAUCCAGUUGAUCAUAAAAUAACAAAUGAUAAAAAAGAUAAUGAAAAUAAUGAUGAUAAUGUACAACAAGAUUGGUAUUCUGAUGGUGCAUAUACUCCAUGUAAAGAUGAACUUCCAUUAUUACAAGAAAAAGAAAAGAUUGUUGCUGAUAAUGAUGAUGAGAAUAAUGAUGAAGAUGAAAAAAUUGAAAAAAAUAAUAAAGAUACUGAUGAAAAAAGUAAUAAUGAAAACGUAAAAUUAUCACCAUUUGAAGAUGGCCUGGAGCCAAUAACACCACCACCAAAAGAUCGUGAAAAUGAUGAUUUAGAUAUUUGUCAAACACCAAUUGAUUAUGCACGUUUAGGCACCGAGGCAAUAUCUGAAACAGAUGAAGCUAAUUUUGAUGAUGAACCAUCAACUCAUAAUACUAGUAAUGAUAAAGAUCAUCAUCAUUAUCAUCAUCAUCGUCAUCAUCAUCGACAUCGUAAAAAUAGUGCUAAUGACGAAGAUGACGAUGACGAUGAAGAUGAUAAUAAUAAAGAAAUUGAAGAUGGUGAAAUAACAAAUGAUAAAAAAAAAUAUAAUAUUAAUAAACAAAAUGAUAAUAAAAAUGAAAGUGAUGAUUCUAAAAAAAAAAGAAAUAAAAAAGAUAAACGUGAAAGAGUCAAGGAUAAUAAUCGUGAUAGUGAAAAAAAUAAAGAAAAUAUAUCAUCUGAUAAUCAACAAGUAUCAUGGAAAAAAAUAUCUAAAAAUACAAAAGAACGUUCAUAUCGUGAAAAAGGUAAACGUUCUGGUUCAAGAGAUAGAGAUAAAUAUAAUUCAGAUAAAGAUAAAGAACGUGAUAGUAAAAAAAAUAAUAAAAAAUCAUCAAGUAGUAGAAGUAAUGCUGCAGAUAAAAAAAAAGAAAGAAGAAAAGAAUUACCAAGAUAUGAUGUGAGAAAAAUAGUUGCUGAUAAACCAGUUAGACAAAGAAAAGAUGAAUAUGGACGUGAUAUACGUGAAGCAACAUCAAGAAGUCAUUCACGUGGUGGACGUAGUUUAUCACGUGGUAAACAAAGAUCAUCAUUAACACCACGUAAAAGUAGAAGUCGUUCGUAUACACCAAAAAAACAAUUACAAUCACAAUCACAAUCACAACAACAACAUCAUCAUUCACGUAGUAGAUCAUGGACAUGGUCAAGAAAUAAAAGAGAUACAUCAAGACGACAUUCAUUAUCAAGAACAAGAAGAAAAUCACCAAAUAGACGUAGAUCAUUAUCAAAAAGACGUACAUCAAGAUCACUAUCAAAUCAUAGACGUAAUCGUAGAUUAUCACCAUCACCAUCACGUCGUAGAAAUUAUCAAAAACGUUCACAAUCAAGAAAACGUAGAUCAAGAACAAGAAGUAGAACAACAAGAAGUCGUACAAAAUCACGUUCACGUUCACGUUCACGUAGUUUAUCAAAAUCACGAAGAAAAAUUGAUAAACAAAAAAAUAAACAUAAAUCAAGAAGUCGUUCAAGAAGAAGAAAACGUUCAUGGAGUAAAAGUCCCAUUGGUACAUCACGUCGUAAUGAUAAAAAACGUAUUAAAAGAAGUAAAAUAAUAAUUGAAAGAUCAAGAACAAGAUCACGUACACGUGAACGUUCAAGAUCACGUGAUUGGGAACAACAAAUAAUUGAUAAAUCACCAAUUGAUAGAACUGAUAGAUAUUCAACACGUCAUAAUACAAUUGGUAAUAUUAUUGAUAAAGAUAUUAUUAAUAUUAAUCCAAGUGCAUCAACAUGGAGAGAAAAUCAAUGGACACCAUCAUGGUCAAGAUCACGUUCACAUUCACGUUCACGUACACCACCAUUAACACAACGUAUGUUGCAUGAUUCACAUGGUAUUAUUGGUAAUGAUAAUAUUGAUCAUCAUGAUGAUGACGAUGGUGGUAUUGGUGUUGGUAGCUGGUCACCAAUUCCAAUUCAAACAUCUGGUUUAUCUUUACAAACUGGAACAAAUAUUAUUGAUAAAUCAUCAUCAGUACUUGAUCCAAUUGCACCAGAAAAUUUAACAGUAAUUUUAACAAAUAAAGAUGCUAUUAAAAAAAAUAAAAAAAAAGAUAAACGUACAAGGGAAGGUAAAAAAAUACGUAGUGAUGAACGUAGAAAAAAAAGUAGCAAACGUAAUCGUACACCACCACCAUCAAAAGAAGUAUUUGCAUCUGGUGAUAAUAUACUUGUUAGUGUUUGUUUUAAUAAUGAUAAUAAUAAUGAUAAAUUAUCAAAUAAUAAUGCAUUACCACAAUUGACUGAAACUCUACCAUUAUUAACAACAACAACAACAACAACAACAUCAUCAUCAACAGCUACAACAACAGCAGCAGCAGCAAUAGAAGGAGGAACAAUAACAACAACAACAAGUAGUAAAAGAAGACGUCGUGAUGGUAUUAAAACAAUUGAACCACCAAGUAAAAAGCCAAAGAAAGAUAAGGCCAAAGAAAAAAGAUUAAAAUCACCUAAAUCAAGUAGACGUGAUAAUCCGAAAAAUAAAAAAAGAAAAUCAAAAGCUGCUGAAAUUGCUGCAACUAAAAAACCAGUUGCUGUUAUUGAUCUUGAUCAAUCACCAUUUAGAGAACAAACACCAUCACCAAAAGAUAUUAUUAUAUUGAGUGAUGAUGAUGAUGAUGAUAAUGAUAAUAAUAAUGUAAAUAAUGAUAACAACAUCAACAACAAUAAUAGUAAUAAUAAUAGUAACAACAACAACAAUAGCAGUAGCAUUAACAACACCAAUAAUAGUAAUAACAAUACCAACAAUGACAAUGUAGAAGUUGAAAAUAGAAUAAAUACAAGUGAACAGUCAUCUGUUCAAAAAGAACAACAACAAAAUCAGCCACAAAAUAUACAAAAUCAACAACAAAAUAUUCAAAAACAAGAUAAUAAUAAUGAUAAUAAUAAUGAAAAACAAGAAGAAUCUGGUGAUGAAUUUGUUGGUCCAAAAACACCACCAGAACCUCAAAUUAAAUUUUCAAUAAAUAAACAACCAAGUAAUUUAAGAACAUCAAUGAUGAAUCCACUUCUUGGUGAUGAUGACGAUGAUGACGAUGAUGAUGAUGGAGGAAAUCAAACUAAUAAUGAAAAUAAAAAUGAUAAAAAUAAUAUUGAAAAUAAAAACGAUGCAAAAUUAAAUCAAGAUAAUGGAUUAUUAAAAAAAUUAUCAAGUUCAGAUAGCCAAGUAGAAAAAGGUAUUCAAGAAGAAGAUGAUGAAGAACAAGUAGUACAAGAAGAAGAAGAAGAAAAUGAACUUGAUGAAGAAGAUUUACAAGCAUUGGCAAUGCUAGAAAUGGGAUCAAGACAACAAGAUAAAAAAAAUCAUCAAGAUGAUAAUAAUAAAACAGAUAAAUUAUCUCAUGAUAUUAAUAAUAAAAAAGAUGAAAGUUGUGUAGACAGAAGAGCACAAGAUGAAUUAGAUUUACGUCUUAAAAUUGGUCCAAAUACACCACCUGAUCCUCCAAAUUCACCACCAACAUCACCAGAAGCAUAUGAUCCAUUUGAUCCACCAAAAUCACGUUCACAAUCACCAUCAUCAUCAAGUAAAAAACAUGAUCAUGAUAUUAAUAAAAUAACAAAAGAUUCAAUGAAAGAUUCAACGAGUGAUAAACGUGACAGUGAUAAACCAAAAAUAACAUCAAUGGUUACAAUAAAACGUGCAUCAUCACCACAUCAAAAAAGUGGUAAUAAUACAACAACAAGUAAUACAACAUUAUCAACAGCAACAAUAACAAGUAUCGCUAAUCUCAUUAAUCCAACAUCAGCAUCAACUUCAACAAUUGUAUCAACAUCAAGUACGCUAUUAUCAAGUGGUAUAUCAACAUUAACAACACAACAAUCAAAUGAUGAUAGAAAAGAUAAUUUAUUAAAUAAUAAAACUAGUGGUGUUGGUGUUGGUAGUUUAUCAUCAUUUGCAACAAUAAAUCCAGUAUUAGCAACAGUUGCUGCUGCUGUACAAAGAUCAGCAAUAUUUAAUGCAAAUAAUGCAACAAGAAAUAUAAAUCAAGCCAAUAGUAAUCAAAUAAAACAACGUACUAAUGAAAGAACAACACAAUUACCUAAUUUAUUUACAAAUACAACUAAAAAUAAUAGUGGUAAUGGAAAUAAUCGUGGACAAAAAAUAAAUACAACUAGACAAAAUGGUAAUGAUGGAAAUUCAGAUAAUACUGGGAAUGAUGUUAUGGUACUUGAUACAAGUUCACCAUAUUCACCUGGUUCAAGUUUGAGUGAUGGUAUGUUUGAUCCACCAAGUCCACCCACUGGAUCUAGUGGUAAUCAUCAUGCAUAUCAUCAAAGAUCAUCCUCAUCCAAUACAGCAACUGUUAAUAAUAAAACAUCAAAAUCAAAUGAUAAAAAAGAUCCAUUUGAUUCAUUGUUUGGCUCAUCAUCACCUCCCAGUAAAUCUGCUAAUAGCAAAAAUCGUAGUAAAAAAUCAGCAGCAGCAGGAGGAGCAUCAUCAUCAUCAGCAGCAAAUAAAGGAAAAAAAGCAACCAACUCAAAAAUUGGAGUUCGAAUGGAUGAGAAUGAAUUACAAAUUCUUGAUGAUUUACCAAGCUCAGCUGUUGAGAUGCAAGUUAAAGAUAAGUUUUUGAAAAAACUUAAUCGGCAAGAAAGAGUUGUUGAAGAAGUUAAACUUGUUUUAAAACCACACUAUACCAAGAAGCACGUUACAAAAGAUGAGUACAAGGACAUCAUGAGAAAAGCUGUACCCAAGAUUUGCCAUAAUAAAUCUGGUGAAAUAAAUCCCAAAAAAAUUGCUCACUUGAUUGAGGCAUAUGUUAAAAAAUGUCGAAAUAAUAAAAAAAAAAGUACAGUCACAAUUCCAAAUCAAAAUUCAACUAAUCCUGUAGCGAAAACGAUGAGACCAGUAAAAAAUCUCUGGAGUUGAUCAUCCACAGAGGA
Molecule: messenger RNA, 9683 nt
Organism: Aphidius gifuensis
Lineage: Eukaryota; Metazoa; Arthropoda; Insecta; Hymenoptera; Braconidae
Gene: PHRF1
Exons: 10
Coding region: 517-9669 (3050 amino acids)
Source: RefSeq, a predicted model, not a curated record